Hevea brasiliensis (rubber tree) is the source of this 775-nucleotide messenger RNA. Its product is annotated as thioredoxin H-type. Gene Ontology annotation, molecular function: protein-disulfide reductase activity. The record is from RefSeq and is a predicted model, not a curated record. NCBI's taxonomy places the organism in Eukaryota, Viridiplantae, Streptophyta, Magnoliopsida, Malpighiales, Euphorbiaceae. The transcript is spliced from 3 exons. The coding region runs from base 98 to 454 and encodes 118 amino acids.
AGAGGGAUGUGCUUUCCGCCGUAGAAAAUAUCAAUUUGAGAAGAAUCCGUAAAUACAAGGAAGAGAUAAAAUUUUGUUUUGUUGAAAAAUACAGAAAAUGGCUGAAGAAGGACAAGUGAUUGCUUGCCACACCGUUCAGGCCUGGACCGAGCAGCUCGAGAAGGGACAGGAGAGCAAGAAAUUGAUUGUGGUGGAUUUUACUGCUUCCUGGUGUGGGCCCUGUCGUUUCAUCAGUCCAAUUCUGGCAGAGUUCGCCAAGAAGAUGCCACAUGUCACGUUCUUGAAGGUGGAUGUGGAUGAAUUGAAGACUGUUGCUGAGGAUUGGGCUGUCGAGGCAAUGCCAACUUUUAUGUUCUUGAAAGAAGGAAAAAUAAUCGACAAGGUUGUGGGUGCCAAGAAAGAGGAACUGCAGCAGACCAUUGCAAAGCAUGCUACUGAGGUGGCAGCAGCGUAAUGGAUGAAGCAUGCUGGGUCUUUAGUUUAGUGGUAUUCAAAUAAUGCAUGCCCAGGGCAGUGUAGUCGUGUUCUUAUAGAUAUUUAUGACUAGCGUGUUUAUGUAUGUGAUGAACAUAGAUCUUCAUAUUUCUGCUUAUUAUGUGGUCAUAUGGGGCCACUUCUUUGGAUUUUUAAUCUUUGCUAUGGUAUUAGCAUGCUCAUGAUAGAAGCAAGCUUUCUAUGUAUUAGAUUUUGUUGCUUGUAUGGUUGUGGCAGCCAGGGGAUGUGAAAAUCCCUUGUGGUAGUAACUUUAUCCUUGGAGAAAUUGAUGUUCUUUUCA